Messenger RNA from Aureobasidium uvarum, 1413 nucleotides. NCBI's taxonomy places the organism in Eukaryota, Fungi, Ascomycota, Dothideomycetes, Dothideales, Saccotheciaceae. The record is from the annotation of a GenBank genome assembly.
AUGGCCGACCUCGUGAGCUAUCUGCUGUCGGAUCCGCUGGUCGAUGACGACGGCGCCCCCCUGGAUGACAGAAAGUGCGAUGCAAGUUUACGCAGACUUGUGGAUCACAUGCGAAAGCUCAAGGCUCAGGAUGUGCCGCAACAGGCGGUCCUGGCGCAACAGGUGGCGCUGGUCCUCAACUUCCUCACACACUUCGAUCCCGUCCAGGUUCGCUAUGUCGGUCCCGAACUCCAGCAGCUGUUGGUCUGGCUGGCCAACUACUAUGAUCACUCCAAAGAUGUAUGCCCACCUCCUCGGUGCCUUAGCAAUCCCACUAACGUCUCUGUCAGNGCAUCCGUCAUUCCCUACAUCGCAACUGCCAUCCUUCGUCUAGACCCCGAGUCCAGCACACUCACAUCCAACCACCUUCUCCUGCUGCGACUAUGUCUGGCAGCCCGUCUCCCUCGUCAGGCCCUACCCAUCCUUGACAAGGACAUCUACAACCUUCCUACCGACCCACAAAAGGGCGUUGACGACCGUCUACCAUGCGCCAACCACGAACUCAGUGCCACCUUCAUCACAAAAUCCUCCCACAUCUCAGCACCACUCACUGCUUCUGAUGUCCACGAGUUUUACUUGUUGGGCGCACACGUCUACAUCGGCCUGCAUCGCUACACUCGCGCCCGUCUCUUCCUCGAGCUCGUCCUGGCUUCACCAACUCAGAAUGUCGCAACUCCCUUGAUGGUCGAGGCCUAUAAGAAGUCCAUCCUCGUCAGCUUGCUAUCUACCGGCUCUCUCACAUACACCAAGACUUUGAUCAGCAACCAAAUGGUCAAGACUUACUCCAGUCUAUCCAAGCCGUACGAGGUGCUCGCAGAUAUAUUCAAGAGACGUGACGUCCUACGUCUCGAUGCUGAGAUUGCUGCUGGCACUGCUGUUUGGGACGAGGACGGCAACACAGCCAUCGUCAACCAAGUUGCCGAAUCAUUGCGCAGAUAUCGUGUCAUCGAUCUGCAAAAGACUUAUGCCGCUCUUCCCAUCGACACGAUCGCAGUCCACCUCAACCUCACCCCGCCAGCCACCACUACUCUUCUAAGCACCAUGAUUCGUGACGGCCACCUGAAUGCGAUGCUGCCUCCACCCAUCGCCGGCGCCGAAACUAAGCCCGUUCUACGCUUCCUCUCACACAACCCAAACCAGCCUGCCAUCGACCAAGACGCCCUGUUGAAUGAGAAGUCUAUCCACAUCGAGCGCCUGGCCAAGCACGUCCGCGAGGCCGAUCGCAGACUUGCCGUCCAGAAAGAGUUUGUCGAUUUCACGCGCAGAAACAAGCGUGCCGAGACUGCUGGUGCUCAAGGUUACGAAGAUCCGAUGGACGUCUACGACACACCUGAGAUCGGCGACCAAGACGAGGACAUGAUGGCCGACCUCUGA